Messenger RNA from Thyridium curvatum, 864 nucleotides. RefSeq lists its product as uncharacterized. The transcript is spliced from 2 exons. Lineage: Eukaryota; Fungi; Ascomycota; Sordariomycetes; Thyridiales; Thyridiaceae. Gene Ontology annotation, biological process: dephosphorylation. The record is from RefSeq and is a predicted model, not a curated record. Bases 1 to 864 code for a protein of 287 amino acids. Gene Ontology annotation, molecular function: phosphoprotein phosphatase activity.
AUGGCACCCACACUCGCCGCCGCGGAUCUCCGCGCCCUCGCCGAGACGGACAUCACCACCGCCAUCCCGCUCGACCAGCUCGGCCCCGUCAUCACCAGCAGCCCCUUCGUCGCCGUCCCGGGCACCUUCAACACGCGCGACCUGGGCCUCGUGCCCACGUCGGCGGGCCAGCCGACCCCGAUGCGCCAGGGCUUCGCCUUCCGCUCCGGCGGGCUCACUGACGGCCGCGCCUCGGCGGCGCUGGGCAGUACGGGGCUCGGCAUCAGGCGCGUGUUCGACAUCCGCUCGCAGAAGGAGCACGCCGACAAGCCGGACCCGGCCGUCGAGGGCGCCGAGGGCGUGUGGGCGCCCACGAGCGAGCUCGACGCCGUGGUCCGGCUCGACGAGUUCGUCGAGGGCCAGGGCGAGGGGGGCUACGUGUGGAUGUACCUCGACGUGCUCAGGUGCUACAGGCCGGCCAUCAAGGCCGUGCUCGAGCACGUGCGGGACAGGCCUGCCGAGCCGUUCUUGUUCCAUUGCACGGCUGGCCGCGACCGCACGGGGGUAGUAGCGGGUCUGCUCAUGACGCUCGCCGGCGUCGACGCCGACACAGUGGCCUUUGACUACCUGCUGUCCCGCCUCGGCAUGGAGCCCGCCCGGGAGCAGCUGCUUGCGUUUGCGCUACACGGCGCUGGCGUCACCAGCAUCGAUGCGCCUGGCUUCAAGAACAUGACCAGCCUGAGGAAGGUUUGCUGGGACGCUUAUGUCGAGGCCGUCAACCGCGAGUACGGCGGGUUCGAAAAGUUCAUCACGGACAUCCUGGGCCUGUCGGCGGAAGAUGUCGAGAUCAUCAAGCACAACUUGACUGUGGCUCCGAGCGCAUGA